Molecule: messenger RNA, 4088 nt
Organism: Lepisosteus oculatus (spotted gar)
Lineage: Eukaryota; Metazoa; Chordata; Actinopteri; Semionotiformes; Lepisosteidae
Gene: alox12
Product: arachidonate 12-lipoxygenase
Biological process (GO): lipid oxidation; hepoxilin biosynthetic process; lipoxygenase pathway
Molecular function (GO): iron ion binding; protein binding; arachidonate 15-lipoxygenase activity
Source: RefSeq, a predicted model, not a curated record
GGGACCGGUGGCAGGGCAGGGGGGCGAGGAGAGGAGGGAGGAUCUGCGAAGUGAGAGGAGAGCGAGUGGGUCCGGCGGGAUCCAGUAGACGCAGGGACAGCGCUCCAGGGAGGCUGGAAGAAAGGAGACACACACAACGCAGAAGAGGAGAGGAUCAGAGAGAGGAUACCGUGACCACACAACAGAGUGGGAUCACAGAGGUGGGAGAAGAGACUCCUAACUUUGGAUACGCUUCCACUGCGCAGAUGCUGGAAUACAAGAUCACCGUGGCGACGGGGACGUCGGAGUACUCCGGCACCAAUAACUACGUGUACGCGACCCUGAUCGGAGAGAAGGGCGUGAGCGAGAGGACUCUGCUGGACAAGCCGGGGCUGGACUUCUGCAGGGGGGCGGUGGAUGAUUACACCGUCAAGAGCAGCGUCCCACUGGGUGAGGUGCUGGUGGUCCGGCUGGAAAAGCAGAGGUACUGGGUGGAGGAUAACUGGUUCUGCCGCUAUGUGUGUGUGAGGCCACCGGGGGGCGCCCUGCUCACGUUCCCCUGCUACCGGUGGCUGGUAGGAGACAUCAGUGUGGAGCUGAGAGAGGGAACAGCUAAAAGGCACUGUGACGACUCUGAGCCCCUGCUCCUGGCCCACAGAAAAAAAGAGCUGCAGGAGAGACAGAAACUUUACCGGUGGCAGGCUUGGGAGUCGGGCAUCCCGAAGUGCAUUGAUGCAAAGACCGAGAAGGACCUGCCCCAGGACGUGCGCUUCGACAACGAGAAAAUGAGCGACUUCGAGGGGUCGCUGCACUUCGCCUUGUUAGAGUUGUCUCUGAAGAAGCUGGUUAUCCACUUUGGGAAGUCCUGGUGUGACCUGGAUGACUUCAAGCGCAUCUUCUGGAAACUCAAGAGCCCUGUGGCUGAGUAUGUGAUGAACCACUGGCGCGAGGACUGGUUCUUUGGUUUCCAGUUCCUAAAUGGCUCGAACCCACGUAUGAUCCGGCGCUGUCGGAAGAUCCCGGAGAACUUCGCAGUGUCGGGGGACAUGGUGCAGGGAUCGCUGGGGCCGCGGACCAAUCUGUCCAAGGAGCUGAAGGCUGGCAACAUCUACCUGGUCGACUAUGCAAUCCUGGAGGGGGUUCCCACCAAUGUCAUCCGGAAUUCCCCCCAGUACCUGUGCGCCCCCCUCUGCCUCCUGUAUGAGCACCCCGACCAGGGGCUGAUCCCUCUGGCUAUACAGCUGGAUCAGACCCCUGGUCUAGACACCCCUGUGUUCCUGCCCACUGAUCCUCCACUGGCUUGGCUUUUGGCCAAGAUGUGGGUGCGUCACUCCGAGUUCCAGAUCUUCCAGUUGCUCUCGCACCUGCUGCGCACUCACCUGGUGGUGGAGGUCAUCUGUGUGGCCACACUGAGGCAGCUACCUGCUGUGCACCCCAUCUACAAGCUGCUGGCUCCCCACCUCCGCUACACCCUGGAGAUCAACUGCCGCGGGCGCACCCAGCUCAUCUCUCCAGAAGGCAUCUUCAAGAGGGUUGUGUCUACGGGAGGCAAGGGGCUGUUAGUUCUCUCCCAGAAGGAGUACAAAGUCCUGACCUACAAGUCCCUGCAGCCAGACUGGGACUUCCAGGACCGUGGGGUGACACGUCUGAGAGAUUACUUCUACAGAGAGGACAGCAUGAUGCUCUGGGAUGCCAUCUACAGUUUUGUGUCGGAGAUGGUGGCUCUGUAUUACUCUGGUGACGAAGAAGUGUCUCAGGACUCAGAGCUCCAGGCCUGGAUUCAAGACAUCACUAAGGAGGGCUUCCAUGAAGUCUCCAAAUUUGGUCUGGCCAGUGAGCUAAAGACCAGAAAGGAGCUGAUUACUCUGCUUGCUGUGGUGCUCUUCACCUGCUCUGCACAGCACGCAGCAACCAACAAUGGACAGUUUGAUUGGUGUGCCUGGGUUCCCAACACCCCGUGCACCAUGCGCCGGCCACCACCCACCAGCAAGGACUCCGUUACCAUGGAGAUGAUCAUGGACACCUUGCCCGACAUCAGCCAAUCAUGUGUGGAGAUGGCGAUCACAUGGCAUCUGGGACGAGCCCAGCCCAAUGCGAUCCCUCUGGGCCAGUACACCGAGCAGCACUUCAUCGAGCCCAAGGCCCUGAAGGUCAUCGAACAGUUCCGGCAGGAGCUGGUCAACAUCGAGAACAAGAUCAUCCAACGGAACGAGGGGCUGGAGCUCAAAUACCUGUACCUGUGCCCCAGCAAGAUCGAGAACAGCAUCACCAUCUAGAGGGAGGGAGGGAAGGAUGGAGGAGACAAACUGACUGGUUUGUCCAGGUUUCUGAUUGAAGCCUCACCAAUUUCAGACUUUCCACCCUCCUUUCCUUCUGCAGUGAGAAGACAUGCGUGCUGCUGGGAGAUCUGUCUGUAAUCCUACAGAAACAGGGACACACUCUCCCAAACUAAUGCUGCACACGAUGAGCAUUAGCAAUAAUUAUUAUCCAGCAAUAAUCCAGGUCAUGUCUUGAGACAGGCUGAGAAGUGGAAAUCUUUUAAAUCCUAUACACAGACCAUGGUAAGAAGUGUGUUAUGCAGUAAGAAAACUGUGAAUCAUAAUCUACUUUUAGUGAAUGCAUUUUGAGUGGGCUAUUCUACCCCUGCCUAUGCUUAAACAUAUUUCUGCAGUGUCAACAAAUAUUUCAGCAUUCAUUCACUAUUAUUCUGUAUUUGCAAAACCAAAUUCUUAAUUUUUCAAAUCUGAAACCUGGGCUGUUAGCAUCUGGUUCUCCACAACCUAUUUUUUUUUUAAACAAAUAACUUUGUAUUUCUACAUUCCUUUUUUUUUGUUAUGUGUGUUAAAGAGUAUUUCAUGAUUCCUCGUUUGAGUAUGUUUUAAGAGUAUGUAUAUCGUCCAUUGCAAAGUAAUAUACAAACAUGAAGGUAAGGGGGAAAUUUAAUGUUGGUUGUUUCUUUGCUGUAAAUGUUUUACUGGGGGAGGGUUGUCUGUGCUGAUCGGUUAAGUGUUAUUUAAAUGCUUGAGUCAAAUAUUUUGUUCAAGAAUGCAAAUCGCUAUCGAAGAGGGGAAAAAGUAGAGACGAGUUAGAAAAGGGUGGGACAGAGGGAGAGAUGGAUCCAUGAACCAGUGGAGUAAAAUAAAUAACCCAUUAGAAGAUGGAAAACAGAUAGGACUAAUAAGAAGUAGAUGAAUGAGCAAUGGGAGAAAAUGAAGAAGCAGAGGGCAUGCAGAAUGAAACAGAGGGGAGGUCAGGUUAGAGAAGGGGUGUCAAGAGUCUAGAAGCCACUCGGAUCAGUCCUGAUGUAUCUAAAGACGCUUUUACUCAAAGGAACUCGCAGAAAACAUCAGCCCCACCUGAUGUUCUGUUCAUUCCUCAGAUCACAGAUUGCUUUGGCACAAACUCCCGCAUGGAACACAAUAAAACCGUUAAUGUCAUGGUUCUAUUUUAGGAAGGGGCAUUUGGAAAGUACACAAUUUGAUACGCGGCUAUCAGCGUCAAGCACUGCAUGUUAAACAGGACGGACGGGAGACAAAUCCUGUACACAACACCUUUUCAGAACAGUUCUUACUCCUAACAGCACAGUCCCUCUGUCGCAAAACCUGGGGUCACAGGUAGUGUACACACUCACCUUCGGCAACCAAACCUGUGCAAACACUUGCCAUCAGUGCUUUGCACAAGUUUUCCUCUGCUACAAGAAUGACACUGUCCAAAUCCCUGUGUUUUCAGCGGACUGUUUCUUUGGAGUAGAGUAUUUUUCCUGGGCUGUAUUAACAUUAAAAGGCUUCAUUAUACUACUGAAAGUUGUGCCCACCACCACAGUGGAUUAGCUUUAAAAAUAAAUUACAUUAAAAUUAAUGAUUUGUGUGUCUGCUGGCGGUGCCAUGUUUUUGGAGCAGGAGAGAACAGCUUGCAAACUAUACGUCUUGUAGUUGGAUGGAUGAACACUUUCUCCUGCUUCUGUUGUAUCUGUAUCUGUUGUAGCUGCUGUGUGCACUGGUAGGUAAGAAGGUCAAAGGGUGACAGAAGAUAGACUGAUAGAUAUACAGCACAUGAAAUGGAUAAAAUGACAAACAGAUAAACAGAGGACAGAGCAUAAAAUUAUUAUA